Perca flavescens (yellow perch) is the source of this 1908-nucleotide messenger RNA. RefSeq names its product zinc finger protein SNAI2. NCBI's taxonomy places the organism in Eukaryota, Metazoa, Chordata, Actinopteri, Perciformes, Percidae. The record is from RefSeq and is a predicted model, not a curated record. Gene Ontology annotation, biological process: regulation of DNA-templated transcription. Gene Ontology annotation, molecular function: RNA polymerase II cis-regulatory region sequence-specific DNA binding; DNA-binding transcription factor activity, RNA polymerase II-specific. Bases 213 to 1094 code for a protein of 293 amino acids. The transcript is spliced from 3 exons.
AGUAUGGAAAUUCCCCCGCGCGACCCUUGGCUCGCACCUGACCAACGGGAGAAUGCGCGAGGCCGCAGACGGACAGACACACAGCCGCCGGCCCGCCGCUGUGAAUCACAAGCGGGUUACUCUAAAGUCACACCACCGACAGCUGGUUCCGUUAACCGGCUGUAGACCACCGUCACUCCACACCAACUCCCGCCCGUGAAGAGGGCGACAACAUGCCGCGGUCUUUCUUGGUAAAGAAACAUCACAUCGCUAAGAGAGCAAACUAUGGAAGACUGAGCUCACACACUGAGGAGGUCCCCUGCAGCCCCCAUGAAGACUCUCUGCUACACAAUGACAUCCCCCCUCGUCAUCAUUGUCCAGCCACAAGCCCAUGGCUAUUCCAGUCCCUCUCCUCCUCCUCCUCCUGUCCUCUUUCUCUCAGAGCAGACCGACUGCAUCUGCCAUCUUCUCCAAACACUACCCCCCCUUUCUCCUUUUUGGGCCACUCUUCAGAGGGCUACAGUAGAAGCCCUGCAGAUGCCUACAAACCAGCUGAAUCCUGCACCAAAGGAAACCUGGGAAUCCAGUGUGUCACAGGAGACCACAGGAGGAGAGAGAGCCUCAUCCCUUCAUCCCUCCCUCUCCUGGCCCUCUUUCCAACCAUCCCUCACAGCGGCAUCAGCCAGGGGAGCUUUGCGUGUUUGGACUGUCAUAAAGAGUACUUGAGCUCCUCGGGCCUGGCCAAACACGAGCAGCUCCAGUGUGAGUGGAGCAGUAAGAAGCACUUCAGCUGUAAGUACUGUGAGAAGGAGUACGUCAGCCUGGGAGCACUCAAGAUGCACAUCAGGACACACACACUGCCCUGUGUGUGUAAACUCUGUGGCAAGGCGUUCUCCAGACCCUGGCUGCUUCAGGGACAUAUACGAACACACACAGGAGAGAAGCCGUUCUCGUGCCUCCACUGCAGCAGAGCUUUUGCUGACCGAUCCAACCUGCGAGCUCACCUCCAAACCCACUCUGAAGUGAAAAAGUACCAGUGUGCAAGCUGCUUCAAGACCUUCUCUAGGAUCUCACUGUUAGCCAAGCACCAAGAGGCUGGCUGCCCGCUGUCCUGACUGUGAACUUCUUCCUGCUCCAAAAUACUCUUCUGUAGAGUCUCACUGAACAACCGUGGCUUUGAAACAAAAACCGGCUAGGAGGUUUGCACAGCUUGGUGCGUGGAUCACAAAACCUGCAUGCCUAAGCAGUGGAAAACAAGCUACCGUCUGAUGACAACCCUGUUAUUCAUCAAAACGGUUAUUUCACAGAGUUUGACAAAAUAGUGUAUUGACAUCUGUAACUUGCUGUCAGAAACCACUUAGUUACUUAAGUGUAUAUGUGUCCAACUAACAUGUAUUUUGAAGUGUUUACAAUGUUGCACAGAUUGAGUCAGCAUGAAGCAGCCACACAUGUAUUUAAAUGUUCCUUUUCCUCUUAUUGCCUGGUAACAGUGAUGUUAGAACUGACCCCCACAUCACCCCCACACAAUAAUAACAGGAACAGGUCACACAUUAUCAGGCUGUAUCACAGUAAUGGUUUGUGUUGUUUGAUUCACUGUGACAGAGAGGGGUGAUUGUGGUGAGCAGAGGGUUUGCAGAGGAGAUGGCUGUGUUAGAUGUGUUACUGAAAGAAGAUUACGGAGUCUUUCUUCAGUUUGCUUAAUCACCUUAUUCUCACUCGCUGUCAUCGCAAACUUGUUGGAGAAAACACAAUGGCCCAGUCACUUGAAGUCCCCAUGUGUAGUUACAGUACAAGUAUCAGGAGGUGCACAUUAAGUACAGUGUAGACUAUGGCAUAUUACGUCUUAAACAGAAAGCUCUCAAAGAGGUUUUAAAGGUCUAUCUCUGUAGGGAUCCUUUCCAUAAUGUUGUCAGACACUUAGAAUAAUAA